Closterium sp. Yama58-4 is the source of this 3807-nucleotide messenger RNA. Lineage: Eukaryota; Viridiplantae; Streptophyta; Zygnematophyceae; Desmidiales; Closteriaceae. The record is from the annotation of a GenBank genome assembly.
AUGGCUACUCCGGGGAUUGGCAGCAGCAGCGGCAGCAACAGUCGGCUCGUCCAGAUGCUCACAAGCGGCGCGAGCCAAACUAGCUUCUCCGAGCUCGUGCUUGAGCUGCUCUCCGUCGUCGCGCCGCUCUGGCUCGCCGUCAUCGUCGGCCUUAUCCUCGGGUGGUCAUGGCGGCCGCAGUGGGUCAACUCCCUCGCGUCGGACCCGCGUUCCUCCGCCUUCUGGUCGCUUCUCACCGGCGGACCUUUUAAAGAGGCGUGGUCAGCGGGGUGGUCAUGGGGCCAGGCUGUGCUGGACUCGUGCGGUCAAGCUCAGGUUCCGGGAUUCCCGGCAGCGGGAGCUAAGGAGGGAGUUAAAGGGGCUAGAGAGCCCGGGUUUCAGGCGGUAGGGGUGCUUUUUGGGAGAGAUUGGAGCUCUCUGGGAGAGAAGGUGCUGCCUUGGCGAGCGACUGAGAGGGUUGGUGGCUCUGGGAAGUUGAAAUUAGAUGCUUUGGGGAGCGAUGCCGUUGAAGCGAGGAGGCCGGAAGGCGCGGAGGAGAUUGGCGAACGUCGUAACGGUAACCGUGUAAUUGAUUCCGCGACCGGCGCUGCGGAUAGCAGACGGGAGCGUCAAGUGAACGGCGAGGCAGUCAGCAACGAAGCUGUGACUGACGAGCCGUCUGUGCAGUCGCGGUGCAAGGGCUUGCGCCGGCCAUCGUUGCAAACAGGAAACCUUCAGCUGCUAGAGGUCGGCCGUAACGUGCAUGGGCACGCCAACGGGCACGGCGCCGAGCAUGGCGGUUCGGAAGCGGAUAUGGAGUUAGUUCUUACCGAGGAUGACUUGGAGGAGUUUUGCGCCAAGGUGGAGGGCAAGGACGGCGGGCCGGAGUGGCAGCUGCUCAUGGAGAAGACGGCCCCGGGGAUGCAGUACACGGGCUGGCGACGGGACCCUGAGCAAGGCCCCACGGAGUACCGCAGUCGCACGGUGAUGGAGCGGUGCUCGUCAGCGCUCAUGCGUGACUUCUUUUGGGACGACGAGUUCCGCGCGGCGUGGGACGACAUGCUCGUGCAGGCGCGCACCAUCACCGCCUGCGAGCGCACCGGCUUCCAAAUUGUGCACUGGGUCCGCAAGUUUCCGUUUUUCUGCAAGGACCGCGAGUACGUGAUAGCGCGGCGCAUCUGGUCGCACGACGACACCUUCUACUGCAUCACCAAGGGCGUGCACCACCCCGAGGUGCCCAAGCGCGACAAGCCCCGCCGCGUCGAAGUCUUCUACUCCAGCUGGCGCAUCCGCCCCGUGAUUGGCGCCGAGGGCAGCAACGCAGCGGAAGUCAUGCUGUUUCAUCAUGAGGAGAUGGGGCUGCAGAGGGAUAUUGCGAAGCUGGGCGUGCGGCAGGGCAUGUGGAGCGCUGUGAGGAAAAUGGAGCCUGCGAUCAGGAAGUAUGAGAAGCAGCGCGCUGAGGCCUCGCGGCCGUUGAGCCGGUGUGUCUCGCUGGCGAAUCUGCACACGCCGAUUGUGCCGUCGCCUGGGAGUAGCCGGGACGGGGAGGAGGAUGGGGGAGUGGCAGGGCAGGCAGCAGCAGCCAAGUCGUGGUUGCAAGUGGUUCAGGCAAUGCUGGUGCUCAUUCGCCAGGUGAAAGCUCAACCGUUGGAUCUGGAGAUGGCAGAGGAAGACGACGGUCUGGAUCUGCCCAGCAGGAAAGGAGUGAUUCUUGUGAUCGAGGGAGCGAGGCCUGCGCGAAUCAUGGUGGCAUCAGAGGUAGCACAACGCGACGUUACGCGGUCGCCGUCUGGCGCCGCAAUGCUCGCCGCAAGCAAUGCCGGUGUCGGCGCAUCAGCGAGCAGCGCGUCGGGCGGCGGCUUGACUGCAGAAGAGGACGUUACCGUUCUCGAGCGCCCGUCCCCUCCUCGCCCGCCCCCUCACACUUUCAUUCCGCCCGCUGCUAUUUCCGCUUUCUCUUCUCCAGUCUCCCCCUUUUCUGAUCCUCUGAACACUUCCCCGCCUGUCCCGUCCGCCUUUCCCCCCAUCCACCCAUCCACCAACUCUCACCCUUUUUUGCUGGAACCUCUCCAUUCCCCCACCAACCCCUCUCUCCCCCUCCCCUCCCUCACCCCCCCUCCCGCCAUCUCUUCUUUCGCCAACCCCCUUCCCCUCCCCUCCCCCACACACUUUCCCCACUCUUCGCCUUCCCCAACUUUUCGUCUCCCCCCCCCCCCCCCUCCCCGCCCCACUUCCCCCUCACUUUCUCCCCCCUCCUCCCUCCGUUCCCCCAGUCUGGAGGUGGGGCGGGCGGCUCAGCGCGCAGCCAAGGGAUGGCUGGUUAUGGGAAAGGCGGGGGGAGGCGGAGAGCAGGGCGGGGCGCUCGGGGGAAAGGGGGCGGGCUCUUUUGCGCGUUGGGGCGGGAGCAAGAGCGGUAGCGGGGCGGGGUUGAAGGAGGGGGAGGACUGGGAGGGCGGGGAGGAGGGGGAAGGGGAGGCGGAGCAGGGGGAGGGGGAGGCUGCGUCCGCGGAAGUGGGGCGGAACAUGGCGUUCUGGCGCGCAUGCGUGAAAGUGGAGAUGUUUCUCAAGAUCUGUCGCAGCAUAGGGCUGUACGACGUGAAUGUCUUCACCCCACCCGAUCUGGUGGAGAGGCGUGACCUCAGGCGGGUGUAUCUGUGCCUACGCACUCUCAGCAAGCGAACAAUUGGAAUCAAGGAUUUUGAGGGCAACAUGGUGACUGCCACGUCAGCAACACGCCACCGGCUCAUGUCGUCUGUAUCCAACACCAUCCGACACACCACUGCCGCCCUCUCCCUCUCGCCCUCCCUCUCCUCCUCCACCUCUCAAUCCAAACCACCUCCAGCCCUACCGCCCCCAGCUGCACCCCUCCCAGCUGCACCCCUCCCAGCUGCAUCCCUCCCAGCUGCACCCCUCCCAGCUGCACCACCGCCCCCAGCUAUGAUUUCUGAUGCACCCUCCCCAGUUGCGCCCUCCCCAGUUGCACCCUCCCCAGCAGUGCCGCCUCCCAAGCCAGUCCCACCGCCACCAAGUCUACCCUCCUUGGUUCCAAUCUCCCCACCACCACCACCAGCACCACCCUCCCCACGGAUUUCUGCACCUCUGAACCCCUCCAACUCAUCCCUUCACCUCCCUCCUCCUGCCGCUGCCUCUGCCGCUGCCCCUGCCACUGCCCCUGCCGCUGCCCCAGCCGCUGCUCCUGCUGCGUCCUCACCCUCCCCAGCCUCGUUUGGCAAUCCUCUAAUUGAAGCACAUUCGGGAUCAGCGGAAGGGGAGGUGGGAUCCGAGGGAGGGUUUUCCCACUGGCUGGCUUCUCUACCCACUGGUGCAAAGCUCACUGAGAAGGAGUUUGAUGAGAGAUUCAAGCAGCUUGAAAAGGAGGCAGUGGAGGUGGAGGAGGAGUUCUUGCGCUGUCUGGGGCCGGCCUACAACGAGUACGGGGACAACGAUGACGACGAGGAGGAGAUGAUGUCAUUCAUCGCUGCCGUCACCAGCAAUCCGGCCCCGGUUAAGAGUAGUGUGGUUACCACUGCACUUGGUGCGACUCACACAGCGAUGCCAGAGGCCAGCGGCAAGGGAGGCCAAUCAGGUGCAACCACAGAAGUAGCCAAGGCUGCAGGAAAGGGUGCAGCUAAGGGUGCAGUAAGGGUUGUGGGUGGUGGUGGUGGCUCUAUUGGGAGGGCUGGAGGCCGGGUGCAUGAGGUGCAGCCGGGAGAGACACUCUCUGGGAUUGCAGUGAGAGAGGGGUGUACUGUUGCGGAUAUUUUGAGGGCCAACCCUCAUAUUGCAUCGCCAAAUUGUAUUUAUGCGCGUGACCGCCUUGUGCUCUAG